AUGUUUUGUUACUACGAAAGCUCGGCAAAUGCACGGCCGUCGAUUGGAAAGUUUUGGCCUGAGAACAUCGACCCGUUUCUGUGUACCCAUGUUAUAUUUGCUUUCGUGGACGUCACCGAAGACGGCCGGGAUUUGAAGCCAAACAACUGGAAUGACCUGGGCGAAGACGGUCUGUACGCAAGGACCCUGGCUCUCAAGAAGAAGAAUCCGAAACUAAAGAUCUUGGCAUCGGUUGGUGGCUGGAGGAUUGGCUCCAAGCCUUUCAUUCCGAUGAUGGAUUCUGACGACAAUAUCCGCGUAUGGGUGAAGAACUGCGUCAAGUAUUUACGACAAUACGGUUUCGAUGGACUUGACAUGGACUGGGAAUUUCCGGCCACGAGAGGUAGUAAAGCGGAUGAUAAGUACAAGUUUACCCUUCUGAUGAAGGAACUGUAUGGCGCAUUUGCCAAUGAAGCUAAAGAAACUGGAAAAGAAAAGCUCAUUUUAGCUUGGGCUGCUGCAUCAAGUAUAUUUUACAUAAGUAAAUCAUACGAGCCUGAAAAAGUAGUGAAUUACAUUGACUACUUGUUGUUGAUGACAUACAACUACCACGGUUCUGGCUGGGAGAUGCAUACUGGUCACCCCAGCCCUCUGUGGGCACACCGUCUGGACCCUCCUGGAGAACAGGCCGAACUUAACCAGCAAUUUUCUAUCGACUAUUGGAUUAAAGCUGGAUGUCCCAAGGAGAAGAUAAUGGUUGGCAUACCAACCUUUUCUCAGACAUGGCUUCUGACCGACCCGAAAAAACACGGAAUAAGAGAGUCAGCGGAAGGUGGUUAUACCAAAGGGAAGUACACCGGUGAACAGGGUAUUCUCUCUUACUAUGAGGUUUGUGAGUUGGUUCAGAAGGAAGGUUGGGAAGUGGAAUGGAUAGAGGACCAGGAUGUGCCUUACGCUCAUGGCAGUGACGGAGGAUGGGCGGGAUUCGAGAACCCGGACAGUCUCACCAUUAAAGCCAACAACAUCAUUGCAAGAGGCCUCGGCGGAGCCUUUAUGUGGUCUUUGGAGAUGGAUGAUUUCACAGGAAGCUGCGGAGACGGAAAGUACCCGCUCGUCAGCACCGUGAAGAAGAUUCUCAAACCGGUAUACGAUUCCGAUGACAAAGAAUACAAAGGUUUCGGUGCUCAGAAAAAACCGGCCACUCCCGAUCUUCUUCCGAAGUUUCCCGAACGGCACACCAUGCCGCCGGAGUUUGUCGAGUCUCCGGCACCAGGAGAAGACUCGAAGGCGGAAGAAGCUUCCACGGAUAUGUACACGGAACCACCGGCAGAGAUCCAAACAGAACCGGAAACAACUGCAAAACCAACCCCCAAAACCACGACAACGACGUGGAAGCCUGAGCCAACGACGGUCUGGAAAGAAGAACUGACCACCUGGAAGCCAGAGCCUACGGACGCCCCGGAGCUGAAGGAAUAUGAAGACCACGACCAUCCUCACGAUUACGACCAUAAUCCUCCCUCAGCAGCCGCCAAAUCCGUGGACUGUAGCAAGUUGGGAGUUGGUAUAUAUGCUGAUCCCGAGUCCUGCACCAAUUUCAUUUUAUGUGUGCCAAUAAAUGUGAAAGACUUGGGGCCUUUGAAAAUGGAUUGCCCAAUGGGUACAAAGUUCGACCGAAAACUGAAAGUCUGCAAUCAUGCAUACUUGGUAUCUGAUUGCUGACAACAGUAAAAUAUACGUUUGAAUCUUGACAUUUUACGGUUUGGACUUGUAUGAUCGUGUAUAUAGUAAACGUUGAUGCGAACGUCUACUUAAGUAGACUACAUGUACUUUGUGUGGGAUAUAGGGCAGCCAUACAAUCUUCCUGACGCGGAUCAACGUGGCUGAACGAGUUUCGAAUGCUACAUGUACUCUGUAGAGUCUAAACCAUGGAGUUUCCCGUAUGAUCUCCUCACAACUCCAAAACCUAUUUUAACACACGUGACACAGUAAACACCGAUGACGUCACUGAGUAUUGCAGCAGUUUGUUGUCCCUCUUUUCAGGUAUACGGGACAAGAAUUGUUCCAGUAUAUAACUCCCCACUAAGUUGUAUUUCUCCACUUCCAGAGCAGCAUUUUCCAAACAGAUCUUGGAAAUGGAAUUAUGUUAAUUGCUCCGGGUUGACGAAUAUGUUAUAAUUGCAUGUCUGAUGUAUGUUAAGAUGUCGAGUUUACAGUUCGCGGGUUAUUCUCUGUAUGCUGUAUUUCCGGAAGGCUGUGAAAUUGUGAGAUAUGCAUGGUUUUUUCAGGACUAUGUCUGCAUAGACGCAACAAUGAAUUGUAUUUUAGAUGUCUUCUAAUUGUGAAUCCCAAAAUUACUGUUCAACGUAAAGGUUUGAUAUAAAAUGGAAAUUGAUAGGAUGUUUCUGUUUCACAAAAUGUGACUUAUACUUGGGUGGCGUGAGUGUCCGUGUCUAACAACCUUUUUGUUGUACAGAAAUGUUUGUAAAUAACAUAUAAUAAGUAAUAAAUGUGAUACAUAUUUACUGUUUAAUUAAAGUUAAGGAGUAUUGUUGGGGCUAAAUUGUCAACUGAUGAUACAAUAAUCUGUGUUGACAAUGUUGGCCCUUCACUUGCAUGUAACUAGUUAGUGGAUUGUUAUUCACUAGUUCAGUGUUAUUUGCGGCCUCGUUUCUGUGUCUUAAAUCUUCUUAAGUUAACGCCGAUGUUUCAAUAUAAUUUUAAAUCACUACAGUAUUCAUCAUCUGAUUCGUUAAAAAUAGUAUUAUUAUUACACUUUUAACCUCCAUAGUGGAAAACGCUGAGCUGCAUGCUUGUUUCUGUUCAAGGCUAUAUCUCAAGUAUGCUUCGGUGUGUCACUGGUUCGUGUUAAUGUGUUCACGUGCCUUAUGACAGGAGAGUGACACCUCGUCGCAUCUAUGGGUGUCGGCACAGGUUCGCACAAUCUAACUAUAUCUUGCUGCAAUCUGCAUAGCAGGCACUAUGCCAGGAUUAGUGAUCAAAUAUUCAACAGGUAUCAGAGAGUUGUGAAGCAACCUUGAUCAGCUACUAUGCCAGAUUAGGGAUGAAGUAUUGAAGAGGCGCUAUAAUAAAGCCAUGAACAAGUUUUGAGGAGGUACUAUGGUAGAGUAUUGCAAAAAUAUUGAGCAGGCUCUAUACUAGAAGACUAAGCAGAAAAUAUGGCAAAGUGAUGAUAAAAGUUUGAGCAGGCAUCACAGUGAUGAAAUAUUGAGGAGGCAUGCAGUUCACUUGUCUGCUGACAUGGUGAAGAACAGACACGAUCAUGUCCUUGCCAUUGUGACAUUAUUGCUAAUUGUUUUUCAAUGACAGCAUUGUACAUGUACGGUGAAGAACGGGCACGAUUGAUGAGGUCAUACACUUGCCAUUCAGUCGUUGUUACUGGAGGUAUUUGAUUGACAGAAAUGCACAUGAAUGUUUUAGGACAUGCACGGCUAAUGAGGCCAUUGUUUUGCGAUGUGAGCAAUGUUACCAGUUGUAUUUCAGUGACAUUAUUGUACGUGUAAUAUACUUUACAUACAUGAUUCUUCAGUUUAAAAUAUCCGCUUAUCACUUCUGACAUGAUGCACAUUUUCAUAUUAUGUUUUCAUGUUCUUGUCACCCCGGAAUGGUCAGUGUUAAUAGAAAUUACUAUGUAUUAUACUAU
Molecule: messenger RNA, 3640 nt
Organism: Liolophura sinensis
Lineage: Eukaryota; Metazoa; Mollusca; Polyplacophora; Chitonida; Chitonidae
Product: acidic mammalian chitinase-like
Exons: 9
Coding region: 1-1698 (565 amino acids)
Biological process (GO): chitin catabolic process; carbohydrate metabolic process
Cellular component (GO): extracellular region
Molecular function (GO): chitin binding; chitinase activity
Source: RefSeq, a predicted model, not a curated record